Molecule: messenger RNA, 844 nt
Organism: Rosa rugosa (rugosa rose)
Lineage: Eukaryota; Viridiplantae; Streptophyta; Magnoliopsida; Rosales; Rosaceae
Product: probable pterin-4-alpha-carbinolamine dehydratase, chloroplastic
Exons: 3
Coding region: 64-696 (210 amino acids)
Biological process (GO): tetrahydrobiopterin biosynthetic process
Cellular component (GO): plastid
Molecular function (GO): 4-alpha-hydroxytetrahydrobiopterin dehydratase activity
Source: RefSeq, a predicted model, not a curated record
UUUUCCGGAAACCAAACAAAAGCCAAUCAUCAUCCAGAUAACACCAACAAAAUCCAAACUUCCAUGGCCGCCACCAACCUCUCAUUCCCUCACUUCUCUCUUCCAUGUCACCACCACCACCACCACCACCACCACCACCCCAACUUCUUCACUCUUCCGACUCGGGCCCGACCCGGCCCGAGAACCCAGGCUCUGGGCCAUGACAUGAUUGGAGACUUUGGGGCCAGAGACCCGUACCCGGCAGAGAUAGCCAGUCAGUUUGGAGACAAAGUACUGGGCUUCCAGAACACAGAGCACAAGAUCCUCAUCCCAACUGUGUCUGCUUCCUCUCUAGCCCAGCAAGAGUGCACCCCUGUCUCUCCUCUCCAGGCUCCUAUGCUUGAAGAGGACGCGCAACAGCUCCUCAGGAAGGUUCUUGGGUGGAGAUUGAUAGUUGGAGAAGACGGGCUCAAACUACGGUGCUUGUGGAAAUUGAGAGAUUACCAAUGUGGGGUUGAACUCAUCAAUAGGGUUUAUAAGGUUGUGGAAGCUGCAGGGCAUUUCCCAAAUCUUCACUUGGAGCAACCCAAUCAAGUUAGAGCAGAGCUAUGGACAUCUUCCGUUGGAGGAUUGACUAUGAAUGAUUUCAUUGUAGCUGCUAAAAUAGAUGCGAUCAAAACAUCAGAUCUCGUGCCCGUGAGAAGAGCUUGGGCCUAGUUGAAGCAUUGUGUAAUAUGGAUUUUGUCAUUAACACAAAGACUUGAGAGUUUUUGUACAAGUGUUAAAAGAGAUUGUUUAUUUUUCUUUUGUGCUAAUGGAUAGUUUCUUUGUUGAUCAUAUAACUCCCUUCAUCUUUGCAGUUCAA